AUCACCUGAUCCCCACCACCACCAGAGCCAGAGUCUCCUCCCCCCACCCGCCGUCGGUUCCAGGAGCGGACCCCCGAUCACCCUUCCCAGAUCGCCGAUCUCCCUCCCCCAACUGCGCGCAGGCGGGCGGAAGCAGCAGCAGCAGCCAGCCAUGGCGUCGUCGCAGGCGAACCUGGACAAGAUGCAGCUCCGCCAGAGCUACCGCAACCUCUGGCACACGGACCUCAUGAGCACCAUCCAGGCCGACUUCCCCUACUGCUGCUUGUCGCUGUGGUGUGCGCCAUGUGUGUCAUACAUGCUUCGCAAAAGGGCUCUCUAUAAUGACAUGUCAAGGUAUGUCUGCUGUGCGGGCUAUAUGCCGUGCAGUGGAAGGUGUGGUGAAAGCAGAUGCCCAGAAUUCUGUCUCGCAACCGAGGUCUUUCUGUGCUUUGGUAAUUCAGUUGCUUCAACCCGCUUCUUGCUUCAAGAUGAAUUCAACAUACAGACAACUAAGUGUGAUAACUGCAUCAUUGUACUGUCAACGCCCUCCUAUGUUACAAACUUUCCUAUUUUACGAUUCUCUACUGAUAACCAUGUUUUACUGCAGGGUUUCAUGUUCUGCCUUCAACAAGUUGCUUGCAUCUUCUCUAUAGUUGCUGCUAUUGUUGGUAGUGAGGAACUUUCAGAGGCUUCCCAGAUCCUUUCCUGCUUAUCUGAUAUGGUCUACUGCUCGGUUUGUGCCUGUAUGCAGACACAGCACAAAGUUGAAAUGGACAAGAGGGAUGGGAAGUUUGGGCCACAGCCCAUGUCAGUGCCUCCGGUGCAGCAAAUGUCACGCAUUGAUCAGCCUAUCCCUCCUCCUGCUGGUUAUGCACCACAACCAGCAUACGGCCAGCCUUACGGCGGUUAUCCUCCUCCGCCAGCUCAAGGCUACCCACAGCCGCCAGCUCAAGGUUACCCACCAGCAGGCUACCCCCAGGCCCAGGGUAGUGCAUACCCUCCACCUGGUUCCUACCCCCCUCCACAGGGCUACUAUGGGAAGUAAAGUGCGAGCAGCAAUCGGAGUGAUACUGUAGUGAGGUAACAGAAAUAUUGCGAACCUGUAAACAGUAGGAUUAUUGUAGCAUCAUAGGUUGAUCUGCGAUUGGACUGGGUGGUGAACUGUGGACCUCAUUUGGUUCUCCUCUGGGCGGUCAACUGGUGAACUGUGAACUGUGUUUGGAUUUCCUCUGGGUGGUCAAUGGCGACGUAUGUUUGGAUCUCCCCUGGUGGCUCAACUGAGAACUGCAUCUGGACUUCCUCUGGAUGGUAAACUAUGCACUGCAUUCGGAUUCCCUGGAUUAAAAUUACGAGUGUCGUGUGUUGUUUUGAGUACAUUGUUCAAUGAAUAAAUUGGCAGUGGUGUUAUUAAAUUGUGCUGCAUACAGUGUUGGAAAGUGUCAUCUUGAUUCGAUGA
Messenger RNA from Brachypodium distachyon (stiff brome), 1435 nucleotides. RefSeq lists its product as uncharacterized. The record is from RefSeq and is a predicted model, not a curated record. Lineage: Eukaryota; Viridiplantae; Streptophyta; Magnoliopsida; Poales; Poaceae. The coding region runs from base 152 to 1024 and encodes 290 amino acids. The transcript is spliced from 7 exons.